Anopheles funestus (African malaria mosquito) is the source of this 1045-nucleotide messenger RNA. RefSeq names its product antigen 5 like allergen Cul n 1-like. Bases 210 to 1001 code for a protein of 263 amino acids. The transcript has 2 exons. The record is from RefSeq and is a predicted model, not a curated record. NCBI's taxonomy places the organism in Eukaryota, Metazoa, Arthropoda, Insecta, Diptera, Culicidae.
UUAUAUUCGUUUACAAAGAAACUCUUUCAAUGAUUACCGCUCUAUACAAAGCAUGAUAUCAUCUGGCAUUAACAAAUAACUGCAACGAUUUAUGAGGAAAUCGUGUUGGUGCCUUAGUUUAAUGCAUUUCCUGCAAGUGUAAAAACACACAAUGUACCGAAUAAAAGCUUAAAACCCAUCAAAUACCAAGUACUGUUUGUCGUUCGAACAUGGUUCAAGAAAAAUCUGUUUAUUUGCUCAGUUCCCUGGUGGUUCUGGUGCAAUACAACCUGGCGUACAAGGAUGAAGAGUACUGUAGCAUCUGUAGGGAUCACGUAGCCUGUGGAAACAUUGAUGCCGUACAUGGAAAUUGUUCAAAAUACGUGAAUGUAAACUUAACUAUCCUAACCCAUUAUCAGCUACCAAUACUAGAUCGUGUAAAUGGCAUGCGCCAAAGGUUUGCGAUGGGUCAUCUGUCCGGUUUCAACGAUACAUACGGACCGAUGCAUUCCGUCAUAUGGGAUCCGGAAAUGGCUGACUUGUGCCGUAUGAAUCUUAACACCUGUAACUUUGCCCACGACAAAUGCCGCGGUACACUACGAUUCCCAUACAGUGGUCAGACGCUCGGUAAGCUAACCAAGUGUGUAUCGCUCUCGAACGAGAACGAUCUUAAAAUACGGAUACUCCCGCACGUAAUCCUCCAUCUAAUCGACCGCUGGUAUCUGGAGCAUGAAGUAACCAAACCAUCGGAUGUACAACAUUACUCGCAGCAUUCAUCUUCCCGUAAGUUCCAGAUUGGCCAUUUCCUACAGUUGAUUAACUGUAAUGUGUGUCGUAUGGGCUGUUCACUAAUAUCAUACCGGGAGCAUCGUAAACAUCUUGUAUGUGAUACGUAUAUCUUGUGCUGCAACUAUUCCUACAUCAAUAUAGUCAAUCGCCCGAUAUGCAACAUUAAUCGGUACGAGAAGACAUGCAAAAAGGACAAUAAAUUCCCCGCCCUCUGUGAACACUGUCAUAUCUAGCCUAAUGUGAUAUUUGCAAAUAAAGAACGAGAGAACUCCAUCGU